Molecule: messenger RNA, 807 nt
Organism: Cyphellophora attinorum
Lineage: Eukaryota; Fungi; Ascomycota; Eurotiomycetes; Chaetothyriales; Cyphellophoraceae
Product: 2-dehydro-3-deoxy-D-gluconate 5-dehydrogenase
Exons: 2
Coding region: 1-807 (268 amino acids)
Molecular function (GO): oxidoreductase activity, acting on the CH-OH group of donors, NAD or NADP as acceptor
Source: RefSeq, a predicted model, not a curated record
AUGACACACGACAAGCUUAACGGCAGCAUCCAUGUACCAACCCAACAGCUCUUCAACCUGCAUGGCAAGAUCGCUAUCGUCACUGGAGCCACUGGCGGUAUUGGACUUCCGGUGACAGUCGCACUUGCCGAAGCUGGGGCUUCGAUUGUGUCGAUUCAGGUUCCUAGGGACAUCAAUGCUGAUGCACUUCGAAUUGCCGUCGAGGCCACUGGACAAACAUUCAGAUACUUCGAAUGCAAUCUUAUGGACGCAUCGUCGAUCAAGACGUGCUUCACGGAGAUCUGGGAUGCCGGAAUUGUGCCGGACAUCCUCUUCCACGCAGCAGGCAUCACACACAAGUCCACUGUUGUUGAAACCAGCGUCGGAACUCUCGAUAGGGUCAUCGAUCUCAACAUAAAAGCUGCAUAUCUGGUCUGUCAAGCCUUUGGAGAACGGUUGAUCACGCUCGGUCGACCAGGAAAAGUGAUUAACAUUGCCAGCAUGGCUGCAGAUCUCGUGCAAGAGGGCGUCAACGUUUACUCUAGCAGCAAGGCCUUUGUCAGAAGCAUGACCAGAGGUAUGAGUAACGAAUGGGCUCGGUACGGCAUCCAGGUGAAUUCAGUCAGCCCAGGUUGGAUUGCGACAGGAAUGUGUCGAGAUAUGUCGCAAGACGCCGACUUUCACCAAUAUGUCGUUGAUCGGACAUCUUCUGGGAGAUGGGGUCAGCCGGAGGAUCUUCGAGGGGUGGUCAUUUUCCUUGCAAGUGCUGCGAGCGACUUUAUCACCGGUGCAGAUAUCUUGGUGGACGGAGGCGUGCUGUUCAGAUGA